Molecule: messenger RNA, 806 nt
Organism: Pseudocercospora fijiensis CIRAD86
Lineage: Eukaryota; Fungi; Ascomycota; Dothideomycetes; Mycosphaerellales; Mycosphaerellaceae
Exons: 2
Source: RefSeq, a predicted model, not a curated record
CGCAGCCUGAAGCUUUUGAUCUUCACUACGCCAUCAACCUUGAGCAGCCACUUAGCCUUCUGCAUCCAUCAGGUACAAGAACUUCUGCAAACCUACCACCUCAGCGCUGCCGCACUUUUUGUGUUUCUCUCUGCGCUAGCACUUGCGACUACCCUCCACCGCGCUUCUUUUCGCCCGCCAUCACCGCGCUUGUGCUUUGCAACGACGCUUGAGCCUUGCGAGCGCUGCUGCUGCUGCUGCUGCUGCUGCUGCUGCUGCUUCUUCGCAUAUUCUUUGACGCGCUCCUUCUUCCUGGACCCCGCCAGCGCACUCAAAAUCUGAGUGUCGGCACGGAAGAUCACAGCAACUUUAUAUUACAGCACUCCACGCGCGUCUUGCACCACCUCGCGCUCCACCACGGCCCUCUGACGACAACGCGCAGGCCGUGUUCACUGGCAUCCGCCGGACUUCGCACCUGCCGGUAACCAGGCGCUGCAACUGACGCGCCAUCUUUCACUCCACAUUCAAUCCCACACAUCCCCCAGUCCAACAUGAGCACAGGCGGCGGCGCAGGACCGCUGGUUCCCACCUUUCAUGGCUUUGUGCACAACAGCAUGGACGGACUGGUCCUGUUCGAGGCGUGUCUCAGCGGAAAGCUUCACCAUGUGCCUCGUCGUCCACACGACCGAGAACGCAGCUCACUCAUCAAGAGUGGCAGCAUCUUCAUUUACGAGGAAAACGCGUCCGGCAUCAAACGAUGGACUGACGGCGUUGCGUGGAGCCCUAGCCGUAUUCUUGGCAACUUUCUUAUUUACCGCGAGCUGGAA